Meyerozyma guilliermondii ATCC 6260 is the source of this 1305-nucleotide messenger RNA. RefSeq lists its product as uncharacterized. The record is from RefSeq and is a predicted model, not a curated record. The coding region runs from base 1 to 1305 and encodes 434 amino acids. The transcript has a single exon. NCBI's taxonomy places the organism in Eukaryota, Fungi, Ascomycota, Pichiomycetes, Serinales, Debaryomycetaceae.
AUGAUGAGCCUCAAUCCUUUACCUUGUGAAAUAGUUACACGUUGCUUUUCUUACUUGAGCACAGAAUUACUCACCGAUAUUAUACUAUUGGAGAACAUUCCUGAUCAUAUCCUCCAAGCUGCAGCUGACAAUCUCAAUCAUUUAUGCUAUUCAAAGAGAAUUCUAGGGGUCGAAAAGGAAAGACUUGAAGGUAGUGAAGGUAUUCAAGGAAUUGAAGCCUACUAUGAAACCGGUUUCAAUCGGUUUUUACGCAUACACAAAGUCCUUGAAGAAAAGUCACUCAAAUGUCCUCUUUGGUUCCAUUGUACAUGGAACAACACUUUUCAAAUGCACAAAAACCUCAAUGAAAUAAACUUAGUUUAUAACGACCAAACUUUAGGCAUCCAUGCCGACCUCGAAGACCCGGCAUUUCAAAUCUAUCCUGUUUUUUCGGACCAUAAUAUUAAUCUCAAGAUUAAUUGCCUUUCAUUGAAAGCCUUUUCUGAUUGUUGUAUCGAUUUGAACAAUUUCCCAAAAUUGGAGACUUUUUAUGGCUAUAAUUGCGAAAUAAGCGUUAACCACGAUCACCCCAGCUUGAGGGUCAUAUAUCUCAAUCAGGUGACAUUCAGCUCAUUACCGACUAAUUUGAUAAAGUUAGUAACAUCAAGGUGUCGCAUAAGGAUGAGCGAAUCCCAUCCAAAACUAGGAGCUCUCACAGUGUUGGUUCUAGAAAAUACGCUAGAACCUUUCGAUUGCUCCUCGCUACUACAAGCACUCUGGAACAAAGGUUUGGAACAAUUUACGUAUAUCGGUCGAGGGGUCAUAGAGGAGGAUGAGAUCAGAGGGGAAAACGAGGAGGAUGAAAGUCGAGGGGUAAUAGAGGAGGAUGAGAUCUUCGCAUUAGUUGGUCCCAAAGUGACAACUCUUGGAUUUUCUGGUUCAAUUUCGGCUAGGGUUCCCAGGCUGCUACACUCAAUAUACUCCAUAAAUGGAGGAAGCCUCGAGAAUUUGAGUGCUUUUACCCAUAUGACUUCCCUUACAUUACAGCUGCCAGCAGGUAACAUCAACAGUUGUGAGUUACCGCCAAACUUGCUCAGACUAACAGUAAAUCUGCCAGAAGGUACGAUUGACAGAUUAAAAUUACCGAUCAACUUGCUCAAACUUUCAAUCACGUCUGCUAAAUUUGAGGACUUGGCAAAAGUUGAAUUCCCUCCCAACUUGGUUGACCUCAAAUUGGAGCUGUGUGAUAUAACUCUGACUACGGACUGGCUAAAACCAGCCCAUUUGAUGAGACUCUCACUGAAGAUAAUAAGCUUUCAUCUUUAA